UCAUGCUUUUAUUUUGAUGCUCUUCCGGCGGAAGCGUAUGGCGGAAAAGAGGAUGUCUUGACAUUGGAAAAAAAAAGCGUCUAAAAAGAAGAAAAAGGAGUUUAAGUCGUUAAUUCAUACGGUGAAUAAAUCAUACGGAAAGGAUAGCAACGGAUUUAUGUUACUUCUAAGCUCCUAGCUGGACGUGGGGACAAGAUCCUGGCAGACGCUGGUCUUAGUGGAGUAGUAUCCCUGUGAAGGCAGGUAUUCUGGAUGAGAGGACAGGCCAAAACACGUCAGGUGGGCGGAACAAAAAUGCUACCUGAGCAACAGAAGGCGCGGUGAUUGGCGGAGAGCGCCGUCAGUCAUCCGGAAGCUAAGGGCGCACCCAGCGAGCGCAUCAGUCUCAGGACGAUCUCGGGUUUCGAUGCAAAUGUUUACCGGACGGCUCCGGGUCCCUUCCUUCAUUUUAGACUUUAAAAAACGACCAAACACAGAAGAGUUAGUUUGAGAAAAUAGGUUUUCGCCAUGGAGAGGAGGAUUUCUACGUUAAUUCUGCUCUGCCUGGCUUUGUCAGGUGUUGGCGCCCUCAAUGUUGUCAUCACUCAAGAACUGUACGAGUUCGCCCGGGGUGACAACAUCACACUGCCCUGCAAAUUCACACCCAAACCAGGCUCAACACCACCCCAAGUCACCAUCACAUGGUCUGUUGAGGGUAUAGCAGCUAAUGCUGAAGAGCUCCAGAUCAUGGCCUACUAUCACCCCAUUAAACAUGUGGACAUUAAAAAACGAUACGAAGGCCGAGUGUCCAUGGAUGUAGACAUCAAUACUGGAAAGGCUAACCUGAAGCUGAAUGACAUCACACUGGCGGACAACAAGAAUUUUGAGUGUCGAGUCCAGAUCCCAGGUGACGAUGAGGGCAAGCCAGCCGCCAACACGCGUUUGGUGGUUCUAGUGGCUCCAUCUACGCCCAUCUGUAAGAUCGAGGGAAAGGCAGAGUAUGGCCAGAACAUCAACCUGACCUGCAAGUCUGAGGAGGGCUCUCCAGCGCCCACGUACAAGUGGGACAGUCGUGAUGUACGGAAAAUGCCUCAGGUUCGAGACCCCAGAACCACUGAGAAGGGAGGCGUCCUGUCUCUAUUUAAUAUCUCCAUAGACACAUCAGGAUACUACACCUGCACCUCAACCAACAAGAUCAGGUCUGCUUCCUGCAACAUCACCCUAACAGUCAUGCCACCGUCCAUGAACAUCGGUUCCACUGCAGGAAUCAUUGCAGGAGUCGUCGCCGCCUUGAUCGCCCUCGUUGUCAUCAUCUACUGCUGCUGCUGCAGAAAGAAGAAAAAGGAUGAGGAAUAUGCGAUGGGAGUUCGUGAGGAAGAGUACCAUGACAAGGAGCCGGACAGAAAUGGCGAGAGGCCCCCAGCUGACAGGCAGGACAGCAAUCGUAGUUAUGAGGGUUCUGGUGAUCGACGUGACCAGUAUGAAGACAGAAGUGAGCGCAACUAUGACCGUGACUACGAUGAUCGCCGCAGCGACUACGAUGACCGGCGCAGUGACUAUGACGAUCGGCGCAGUGACUACACCGACCGACGCAGCGACUACGACCGCCGUGAAAGGCACAGUGACCGCAAUGAGCGCUAUGACGACGACCGCCACUAUGAUGACGAGCGACGCUACGACCGCAGAGACCCUCGCUACGACGAUGACAACCGCGAUGAUGAGCCCUACGACCGUGACAGACCACCAGUGCCCUCCAACCCCAAGCCAACAAGGAGAGACUACGAUGACUAAGACCUCAAACCUGCAUCAAACCACCAUCCUCUGUCGUAUCUCUGUUAGCCUUCACCCCAAUGACGAGCUAACUCACAUUCAAGGUAUUUCCCGUGGACACAGUUAUAAUUGGCUAAAAAGCACUGCUGUCAUUUAAAGUUAAAAGGAAGCAUAAUCAGACAUUUUCUUUGACUUGUUUUUUAGGCCCCUUUCAGACAUGCACUCCUUUCCACCAACCUGAUGGCAUCUCAAUGCACUGGUUUUAUGUCUGAAUUAGCACCCUCGUUGCUUUUCUCUAAAAGUACAGUCCAAAAUGGUGACAUUUCUGCAUCACUUAGACUCAGCACAAGUCUGAACUGCAUACUACAGGAUCAACAGACAGGCAUACACGAGCAGUGUGCUUCUAGUUAGUUGUUUGUAGGAGUCUUUCCUCUGACUUUAUCAAAUAUCUAGAGCUAUAAAUAGUAUCAGGAUCCAUAAAGCAAGAAGGUUGUAUGCAUUUAUGCGUUGAACAACAUAAGUAAUUUCAAUAAUUAGUUAUAAACUUUCCCCAAAAUGGAGACGUGAUUGUUCAGAAUCUAAUUGCGAGCCACAUUGUGACAAGUAAGCAGAAGCUGCAGUUGAAUCAGUUGUUACAUUAGCGGAUUUAGAUUUAGUCCUUUUGUGUAUUCACACAUAACGUCAAUGUGGACGUACUUUGACUUUAACAGAUCAGUGAGGACGGCAGUGUUGUGUGUCAUAUUUCUGAAAAGGGCUUCACAUUAACAUGCUGUACGUGUGACUGAGAGGAGGCAGAAAGAGUUCAUAUCAGUUUGGGAAAAGCAGGGAAACCCAUUACGGUGCCCACAAAUCCCAUCUGAUGUGUUUUUAGCAGGCAGUGGGUGAGUGGGGUCAGCAGGUACAAUCACUGUUUGGAGUAUUAACACUCCCCAGAGCAAGAUUCAUGUCUUUUUGUAUGCAAAACCUACAUUAUACAUCUAUAAUAGGCACUGGAUAGAGAUUUCAGAUUCCCCCCAAAAUAUAGUUUUCUUUAGUAGAAUACAAGUUCAGAUUUCAAUGUAUUUGUCUCAUACAUGGCUAAUUAUAUUUGCUCAUAAUGGCACAGUAUAUAUGGUAUUUGAUGCAAAUAACAUACAGAUGACACCGUAAACAUGGACUUUAGGUGUCCAUUGUUUUAUUUUUUCCAAGGUCAAUGCUGAUACAGAUUAUUAGUUAUCAAGGAGAGCGAUAACUGAUAUUUGUAACCAUAAAUUUAUAGUAAAAAUUACAAUCUUGGUGCAAGAAUUCUGAAUACCACAAACUCUACUGCGAAACUUUAUCUAAAUGCCCUUGUUUUACAACUGUCUCGUUAAAUGAGUACUUUUUACCAUCAGAUAGUGCUGAGGGCAGGAUAAUACAGCAGGAAACAUGGUGGUGACUACAUAUAGCGAAGCAGUCGCAUCACAGUAGUGUGUUUUUAAAGGAUUAUGCAAGGAAAAAGUUAAAAAAAAAAAAAAAGGAAACGAGUAAAAUGCUGAACACUGAAUCCAGUAAUCUGCCUAGCUGAUAUACUACUCUGUAUGUGUCAUUUUCAUAUUUUCUUUAUCAGUAAAUAGUUCAUUCACUGCUAAUUGAAACUCGAACAUGCUUUAUUGUGAUGUACUUGAUCUCUUUUCAGUGAUAUACAGCAGACAGGAUUUCUGCUUUGUGUAUAAGGGCCACCAUGUCUGACUUGUGAAAUGUGUGUAAUAUAACUUUACAGCAGCUCAGUCUGGUUUGGUCACAUUUUAAAGUGAAUGAAUAUUUGACGCUGAGAGAAAACAUGUGACUUAUAUGGUGCCAGAUGUGUGGGUGUCAGCUAUGUAACCCAGAAAUAAGGUACAUCAGCGUUUAAACCCAUGUCUGGCCCGUUUUUCUCUGUUUUUGUGAUUGUCUAGAUUUAUCACACCUUCUGCUGUUGGGUUUAGCUAGUAGUAGUUUUAGUAUGUUUAAUUUUAUUUUUUUUCAAAGCUAUACUUCUCCUGCUAAUGUAAAAGUUUUUAGCUUUGGGUUCUUUACAUUUACAGAGAUUGUUUUCGUAUACAGAGUUAGAUACUGUUUGUUCUUGUGCAGAAACAAAAGCAUUGUUCCACUCGCUAUUGAGCGGUUUCAGCUUUUUUUUGUCACCACAUUUUUAUAAAAUGCUUUUGUCAUUGCACAAGUACAAUAAAAUUGGACAACAAAAAAGUAGAACUAGAACUUCCAUUAAUUGUUGGGUUUGACAAUGUUACCACUGGCUUUUUUUUUUUUUUUUUUUUUUUUUUUUUAAUGUUGUGCCACCAAAAUUAUGUCCAAACUUUUACAUGCAUAUAAUCUCCUUUUGCAAUGUAACUUCAAAAAUGUUUGUUGAUUUAAUACACAGAAGUGUGUUGUACAUAUAUGCUAUUAUUUUAUCAAGCAGUGGUAAUGUCAAUUUUUUUUAUCUUGGGAUUUAUUGAAAUGUUCUGUAUUAUGGAACAUGUUGAAUUGACUUGUAUGAAACAUGCUGUAAAAACAAAGGUGAUGAAAUAAAGUGAACAAAACAACA
Acanthochromis polyacanthus (spiny chromis) is the source of this 4294-nucleotide messenger RNA. RefSeq names its product cell surface A33 antigen-like. NCBI's taxonomy places the organism in Eukaryota, Metazoa, Chordata, Actinopteri, Pomacentridae. Bases 508 to 1770 code for a protein of 420 amino acids. The record is from RefSeq and is a predicted model, not a curated record. The transcript is spliced from 8 exons. Gene Ontology annotation, cellular component: plasma membrane.